UUUUUCUCAAUUGAGCAAAAGCCAGUUCUUCAAAUCUUCUAUGAAAUGGGACGUGCUCCAGUGAUACUGAUACCUCCGUAAGCUAAUGAUGGCACCUGGUAGAUAUGGGGCCCACAUGUAUGCAGGUUAUCAUGGCUCGUGGGUGCUUUGAUGAUACUAAGCUUUUCAUCAAUGUUUCACAGGGAGCUAUGCUGGUUAAAAGUUUGGCUGCCAAGGAACCAUCUGCUCUUGCCUUGGAUACUUAUUACAAGCAGUAUUAUCUCUGUUUGGCUGCUGCUGCUGCUACUAUCAAUUGGAUGAUAGUGUUAAAUGGAGAGGAUUGCAAGUUAUUUCAAGUUCACAUGGUAUUCACUUAUUAGGUUGUACGUUUUCUUGGUCAUGGGAG
Molecule: messenger RNA, 385 nt
Organism: Magnolia sinica
Lineage: Eukaryota; Viridiplantae; Streptophyta; Magnoliopsida; Magnoliales; Magnoliaceae
Product: DNA mismatch repair protein MSH4-like
Exons: 4
Coding region: 105-359 (84 amino acids)
Source: RefSeq, a predicted model, not a curated record